GAGAACGAGCUGCAGAAAACCAAAUUUUAAAAUGUAGAAGUCGUUGAGCUGCAUUCCUCCGAGGACCAGUCUGAUCGCCCAGGACUGAGAGUGGCAGCGUAUGAGAAGUUGGGACCAUAGAGCAAGGGGGGGAGGGGAGUGUUGCAGCAGGCAUUCUCUUCUGGAAGGAGUCGCUGGGAGCAGUGCGGUUGGACACAAGUUUGCGUAGGAGUGUUUUCCUUUUGUCAAUAAUUAAUCACCGGAAUUAGCCGGGUAGAAUUUGAGUUUUAGCCAUAAUCCUGAGGGCGGGGCCGAACACCUAACUCCGGGAGGCUCCCAGGCGCCCGGCGCAGUGGGAAGCUCGCAGCAGCUGGGGAGGAGCCAAAGACUCGGCGCUCACCUAAGCCGCAGGGAGAUACACCCAACUGGGAGAUGAGGAAACAGCAACCCAGAGAGGAGAAGUAACCCACACAGGAUCAUUUCGUGAAGGAGCAAGGCUGAAGACCCAGACCUGGACUUUCUUAGGGGGAGGGCUACGGAUCACAUCUUCUGCGAUAUUUCCAAGGACAAACUUACUGCAGCUUGAAGGAGCCAACCAUGGAUUUGAGGCGUGUGAAGGAAUAUUUCUCCUGGCUCUACUAUCAAUACCAAAUCAUUAGCUGCUGUGCUGUUUUAGAGCCCUGGGAGCGAUCUAUGUUUAACACCAUCUUACUAACCAUUAUUGCUAUGGUGGUAUACACUGCCUAUGUCUUUAUUCCAAUCCACAUUCGCCUGGCUUGGGAAUUUUUCUCAAAAAUAUGUGGAUAUCACAGUACAAUUUCUAAUUGAUCUUGUUCACAUUCAGUGAAAUGGCAUUGCAUAUUUAUAUGUUGCUUACAACUUAUUGAUUUAGGUAACUAUUGUGUCUUCCUUCACUAUCUGACCUGAAAAGCACUCUCUUCUCUAUGCACUCUUAUAUUCUGCCUUUCUGCCUGGAGUUUGAAAUAGAUGUCUCUUUAGUUUCUUUCGCACAUGCUACAUUGUGCAUCAGACCAUAGAUAAUACAGUGACUUUACCUCACAAAUCAUAUUCUCUCAACACAAAUCUAUGAAUUUAGUUUACUUAAAAUCAGAACAAUUUCCUACAAAAUUUUUCUGGAAAAUAGGUUCCUAACAGACCUACCAGAAUCAUGCUUAAAGUGCUCCCUUAACACUUAUUCUAUACUGAAGGAUAAAUUUUAAAAAAUCUUUAUAGGCUACUGUCAGAAGUAUCCUAUCCUUGUUUACGAUGUAUAAAAAGAUGUGAAUAAAUUAUAUGGACCCCCUAAGUCUUAUUUUCUAGUAAACUGAUGAUACUGGAAAUUCUUUUACUUCAAAUGCAAAAGAAUAAGCUGGAGGCAAUUAUUUCCUUUCAUACAUAGUUCAUGAAUUGUUUUAAAUGCUUCUUAAAAUCUGGCUUUAUAACCGUUUAAAAUCAACAAUGUUGAUUUUAGAUAACCAAGUAAGUAUUAUAAUACAAAAUAAUUUUAAGUGUAAGAAACUAAAGUAUAAUCAAAGUAAAUUCAGAUAUUGUGAUUUGUGGUGUUGCCUUGCCUUGCAUGAUGCUGGGGGAAAAAGAGAAAAGAAAUGGUUUUCUUUUUAUACUUUCAUUCAGUGUAGAGGUAAAAAAGCAUGUAUUGGGCCACAGGAAGAAAAGCUAAUAAAUAGGCUGGAAGUAAUAUUCUACCAGCAGGAACUCAACAGCUCCAGUUAAGUGCUUUGAUAUAGUGGCUCCUUUGCAGAGCCAAAACAAGAUUUAUUAAAUUUCCUUCAAACUGUUUAUCUUUAAAACAAAUAUAAGGUUUUAAUUAUACUGCUGAAGCAAAUGUGAAUGCCAAAGACUAUGUUUUGCAGUUUUGCUUUCCUCCCAAUAAAUAUUAAUGUAUGUAAUUCUAGAGGGUAAAAAUGUAAAUAGGUUUGAACAAUAUUUGCACCCUGGUUUGUGUUAUGAUAAAAAUUUUUCCAAGGCGAGCUACAGAGAAAGAUGUUUGGCAUGCCAAAUUAACUUGCAUGUUUGUUAAAAAAAAACAAGCACAUGUUUUGAAGAGAAACCAGAUCUGAACAUGUAUUUGUUGAGUUUUGCAAAAUAAAAUUAAUUUUUUAAGUAAA
Molecule: messenger RNA, 2105 nt
Organism: Symphalangus syndactylus (siamang)
Lineage: Eukaryota; Metazoa; Chordata; Mammalia; Primates; Hylobatidae
Gene: SPTSSB
Product: serine palmitoyltransferase small subunit B
Biological process (GO): endoplasmic reticulum organization; ceramide biosynthetic process
Cellular component (GO): serine palmitoyltransferase complex
Molecular function (GO): serine C-palmitoyltransferase activity
Source: RefSeq, a predicted model, not a curated record